This is a messenger RNA of Camellia sinensis, 1779 nucleotides long. The record is from RefSeq and is a predicted model, not a curated record. Lineage: Eukaryota; Viridiplantae; Streptophyta; Magnoliopsida; Ericales; Theaceae.
AUGGUUGGGGAGUCACUCACGCAGAUGGCCAGGAGGAAAAACGUCGAGAGGAUGGCCGCCCAGAGAAAAUUCGAAGCCAAACGAUCUGAACCUUCACUCGUUGCCAGGGCUGAGUCUUCUCCGCCUAUUCCUAUGGAAAAAAUGACUCAGAUUGAUACGGCCAAAAUGGAGCACAUUGUCGAUCAACAGGGCAAUCAGGAGGCCGAGCAUAGGGGGGAAAAACAUCCUGCUGAGCACGAAGCUGACUCUGUAGAAAACCUAACUGAUAAACAGUUGUGCAUAGAGGAGUCAGACUUGGUUGUGUCAUUUAUCAUACAACCGAGGAUAAAGAAUGUGCCGAUUGCUUCUGAUGCAUUGGCUGUGAAAGACCCUGCUGUGGCCUUAAGCAUGGCCUCUUCAAUUUCCCUACCGAUUGAUAGAGCAACCUUUCGGGCGGAGCCGGAUUUGCUGAUAGCUAAGAUUGGCCGCCGUCAACAUGAUGCUAUAGAACAAAUCAGCUUUCUCACAGCCGAAAUUGAAAAUAAAAAGAGCAAGGCCAAGAAGGCCUCUCUCAGAGCCGAGUCCGAGGCGAUGAAAGCGGCAGAAGAACGCGCAAGGGUCGACGCCGAGACAGAAAAGGCCAAGAGUUCCGACCAACUCAGGUUGGCCACUGAAGAGAGGGCGAACGUGAGCGAUGAUGCGCUCAAGUUAGCCAAGAAGGUGAUUGCCAAACUGGAGGCUGAUUUGGAAGCAUCGAAGAAGGCAAAGGAAAUAGCCGACUCUGAGAUUUCCAAAACAUUCCAAGCUGGGAAGGACGCCGCCUUGGAAAAUUACGUGGAGGAAGUACCCAAGUUCGAGAAUUGGGGCUUCAAACACGGCAACGAUUUGAAGAAAGUUAUGGUUUCGGCCAACGACGCCGUGCUUGCGGAAAUCAAAAUCGCACUCCAGUUCUUUGGCUGUCCAAACCUCCAAAAGCAAGGGAGGUCAGCUCAUAUACUUCUCAGAUACGAGCCGACUUACGCAAUCUUUUCGGCCGCAAACAACAUUCCAAUUUCGAGGGGCAAACAGCAGCUCAUGACUUUUAUCUUCCCCAACUUCAAAAACCUUAGGCAGAUUGGUUUGAAGGCUUCUGAUUUGCAGCAGGUGGAAGACCAAGUAGCCGAAGAAGUCGUCAAGCAGCCAAAUCAGCCUAUUUUGGAAGCUGAAGAAGUUGACGAGGCUCUGAAUUUGGCUUUCGAAGAAGCCGACCUUAAUCGAUCCAACCCUCCAUCUACUUCAGGCCGAGGGGACGUCUCUUUUGAAGACAUUUUUACCGACUUAGGGGACCUUCCCGGCACGUACCCUGAGAACAUGGCUGGGGAAUUGCUCACGCAGCUGGCCAGGAGGAAAAAUGCCGAACGGAUGGCCACCCAGAGGAGGGUCGAGACCAACCGAUCUGAACCUCCCCUUGCUGUCGUGGCUGAGUCUUCUCAGCCGAAUAUCAAAACGGAGCAGGUUGAAACGGUUCAGGUUGAAACGACUGAGUCAGAGCAAAUUGUCGAACAGUUUGAUCAAGAGGCCGAGCAGAGGGGGGAAAAGCAUCCCGCUGAGCGCGAAGCCGACCCUGAGGAAAUACUUACCGAUAAACAGCCAUGCUUGGAGGAGUCAAACUCGGUUGUGCCGUUCAUCUUCCUACCAAGGAUAAAGAACGUGCCGAUUGCGUCUGAUGCGUCGACUCUAAAAGAUCCGGCUGUGGCCUUGAGUGGAGCCAGAUUUAUUGUCAAUAACAUUAGCCGCUCAAUCGACCAUAUUGGUAUGUGA